AUGAGUCAAACAAGUCAAGGCACGGGGGAAGACGAGGCGUCACCACCCGCGGACUGGUCUUGCGGAACACCGAACGGGCGGAAGCGCACGCGGAUUCCGUCGGAACCGAUUCAGGAGUCCGCGAUGAGCGGCGAGAGCUCCGAGACGAAAGAAACUGAAUGCUUCGCUGGUCCCGCGUCCUCCGCGGGUGGCGCCUCUCAAGAUCUAAGCUCGUCUUCCGCCGCCGCGACUGCUGCGACUGCUGCGACCGCUGCGACCGCUAGCAACAGGCGGCAAGCGAAGGGGACCGCCGCCGCAGCCGCUUCUACCACCCCCGAGCGUUCCCCCCCUUCCGCCUCAGCGAAGGAUGCGCAGCACGUUGCGCGAGGCAGCCAUUCGGAUCAGCAGCAGCUCGUGACUCUCUUUCAAGCGCUCACGGCGCCGGGCGCGGAAGCUCCGCGCGGAGAGCUCGGCGGAGGAGCGGCGGGCGCGCGGCAGACGACGACGGCGGCGGCGGCGACGCAGCCGGGUUCAGGCGCGGCCGGCAGGAAUAUCUCCGUUCCCCCGCGCCACCCGCCCCCCCAUUCGGGUCGAAAGAACGCCGGUGGCGCGGAUCGGAGCGGGGCUGGCGGAACGAAAGCGGCUGCAGCGGCGGGUAGCACGGCGGGCGGCGUGGCUUCUGGGGGCUCGGGUGGAUCUGGCUUGGGAGGAGGUAGCUCCCCGGAUGCGGUCGCGCGAAGACGUCAGGGUGAAGCGGGUUCGGCGUUGGCGGAUAGACGAGCGCCACUGGAUGUCCCUGCGGAUGUACCGUCGGAAGCGCUAGCUGCGGCCGUUAUUGCCGCGAUCGUGCCCUCAGAAGGUGUUUUGCCCAAGAGAAAUAUUGCUUCGGGAACUUCAGGUGGAACACGCAACUCUCUAGGCGCGUGGUGGAGGUCCGGAUCUCGCGGCUCGGGAGGGACAGGGCGGUCAGCCGACCUCAACCAAUCUCUCGGUACUUCCGCAGAUCAAGGGGUUCCAGGCUCCACGUCCAAAUCAGGCUCGGUAGGUCGGUUUGUGGCUGGGCAGCACGACGUUCUCAUGGGGGAGGGCGGUGUGGGGGUCGGAAAUCCCUUGGUUCAGGAUACGCAGGGUGCUGCCGACGCUGCUCGGGUUUGUAACACCAAUCAGACCAGCAACACAACAGCGGGUGACAUAGUAGGCCGUAAUGUAAGAAAUGUUGAUGAAGUUAAUGUUGCAACAAGCGCUGCUGGUAACAUUGGAACGGCGACGGUUUUGCGUCAGUCUCAGACCGCAUCUUCGCCGACCCACCAUCUAUUCCACAGGCGAGCAGCGUCAUCGUCCGCGGUUCCAGCAGGUGACUUGGGUCGGGCAGACUUGAAUGUUGCAGAGCCGGCCGCACCUGCCGGAAGCGGCAGGAAGGGCAGCCCGACAAAGACUUCAGGCCUGGGAAAUGCUGGGUUUGGGCAGCUGCGGGCGCUAGCGUCUCUGCUGAAGCAACAACUGCCACUGCUGCAGAAGCAGCAGCAGCAGCAGCAGCAGCAGCAGCAGCAGCAGCAGCAGCAGCAGCAGAGCCAGUUGGAGCAGCCGCAGCACUUGCAGCAAUCCCAGCAGCAGCUGCAGCCACCACAAGAGCAGCAGCAGCAGCAGCUGUUGACAGCACAGGGAGAUAGGCAGGUGCCCGCGCGCCGCUCAGAUGUUUUUCAAGUGCAGAAGCUACCAGACGGCCUCCGUGCCCUCUUCCGAUCAUCCUCCACCUCCGGUGCCCCAUCCCCUAAGUUUUCAGCACAGCAGCAGCAGCAGCAGAUGCAGCAGCAGCAGCAACAGCAGCAGGUGCAGAUGCAGCAGCAGGUGCAGCAGCAGGCACAGCAGUGGAGGACGUGUGCUGAUGUAACAGCCUUCCUGCCCCCAGUCAAGUGUGGUCUGUUGACUAGUAAGGGAAAGUUAUCGCUUGCUGCCCCGAGCCUUUCCCAUACUAUUGUGUGCUUUGGAUUUCACCCUGGUCCCCUCCACUCUGGGUCCCCCUUUCUCCCCCCUUCCCUCCCCUUCCUCCCUCCCCUCCCCUCUCCCCCCCAGCCCCCACCCUUCCACCCUCUCCCCCCCCCCUCCCCUGCCUCCGACACCCUAUGCGCUGCUGAAGGGGCACUUGCCGUCGUUAUUCAAUACACCCUCUACCCCGAGCUCCUGGCAGCGGGGCAGCAGGAGGAGGCAAGUGCGGCGCUCUCGUGGGUGUUUGACAACAUUCACAGCUAUGGUGGGGAUCCCACGCGGGUCUUCCUGUGCGGCCACUCCUCUGCUAUGGUGGGGAUCCCAUGCGUGUCUUUCUUUGCGGCAACUCCUCUGGUGCGCCCGUUAACCCCUUCUUUACUCCCAGUAGUCAUUGACUCCCAUUAA
This is a messenger RNA of Closterium sp. Naga37s-1, 2370 nucleotides long. Lineage: Eukaryota; Viridiplantae; Streptophyta; Zygnematophyceae; Desmidiales; Closteriaceae. The record is from the annotation of a GenBank genome assembly.